AUGAAAAAUGCACUGAGCGCAAGCUUUUCCCUUAUCACCGCAAACCUUGUGGCUGUAGUAAUUUUUCUGCUGUCCCUGACGUCCUUUUAUUUUUUUGCAAAGAAUAAAGAGGAUAAGACAAAAAAAUUAUUCCUCAUAUAUUCAAGGAAGCAUAAAUAUGAGGAGUUAGAUGAAGGGAGUAAAAAAGAUAUUGCUAGGAAAUAUUUUUUAGAUGGGAAAAGUCAUUCGUUGAUGCUGCAAAAAAUAAUAACAUUAACAAACACAGUGAAGAUAUUCAUUUUUUCAUAUCCUUAUGAGUAUGAUUAUUUUGGCCUUGGCAUAUGUAAACAUAUAAAAUUUAAGGGGGUAAAUAUAGAUGGCAAAAUAAAGGGACAAUGGAAUAAUAAUGAAGAUAAAGAAAAAGAUUUAAAAGAAAUAUUUAGAAGUUAUACACCUGUUUAUAUAGAUAAAAAGAAUAAACAUGUUCAUUUUAUUAUUCGUAUAUAUAAUCAAAACAAGAAUUAUAUAGAUGGUGGUAAAAUGAGCAUACAACUAAAUAAAUUGCAUUAUAAGGAUGAAAUAGAAAUUGCUGGUCCUUUUGGCUUAUUAGAAUAUAAAGGAAAUAAUGAAUUUUCUUAUCUAUCUAAAGUAGUAAAAAUAAAAAAACAUAUUGUUAUGAUUGCAGGAGGUACUGGCAUGACUCCUUUUUUUCGAUUAAUAAAUCAUUUACUUCUAACCAAGGGGACCGAAAAGAAAGAACAAUACCCCCCUUACAUAACUUUUAUCUACGCAAAUAGGAACGAGGAGGAAAUUCUGCUAAAACCAGUUUUUGAUGAAUAUGAUAAAGCCUUUGAAAAUUUCAAAAUAGUGUACAGCGUAGACGAAUGCUUAGACAGCAAAACAAAAGGGAUGUUUGAAAAUGUGGGAUACAUAAAUAAUGAAUUAUUAAAAAAGUAUGUAUUGAAAUAUGAAAAACUAGACCAACAUAUUAACAAGGAUGACACACUGAUUCUAUUGUGUGGGCCACCGCCGAUGACUACUUUUCUUAAAAAAAUAUUGAAGGAUCAAAUAAAAAUGGAAAAUAUUAUAACAUUAUGA
This is a messenger RNA of Plasmodium malariae, 1077 nucleotides long. Its product is annotated as NADH-cytochrome b5 reductase, putative. The transcript is spliced from 2 exons. The record is from RefSeq and is a predicted model, not a curated record. Bases 1 to 1077 code for a protein of 358 amino acids. Gene Ontology annotation, molecular function: oxidoreductase activity. NCBI's taxonomy places the organism in Eukaryota, Apicomplexa, Aconoidasida, Haemosporida, Plasmodiidae.